Penicillium vulpinum is the source of this 1431-nucleotide messenger RNA. Its product is annotated as Phosphoesterase. The transcript is spliced from 7 exons. The coding region runs from base 1 to 1431 and encodes 476 amino acids. The record is from RefSeq and is a predicted model, not a curated record. Gene Ontology annotation, molecular function: hydrolase activity, acting on ester bonds. NCBI's taxonomy places the organism in Eukaryota, Fungi, Ascomycota, Eurotiomycetes, Eurotiales, Aspergillaceae. Gene Ontology annotation, biological process: phospholipid catabolic process.
AUGAUUCUCUACUGGAGCAUCGUUUUUCUACUGGCCUUGGCCAGCCUUGCAUCCACCCAUCCAACUAGGCAUACUCAAGUGUGGAGCCAGCUGCGAGAGAACAUCAAGCAUGUCAUCUAUCUGACUCUUGAGAACCACUCGUUUGACAAUAUCGCUGGCUACUGGGACAUCCAUCCGGAAAUUGACAAUUUGCGCAAUCUCACCUAUUGCAAUGAUUACACCAAUCCCAAUUGGACAGUCUAUGGGGAACCACUCGCAAUCUGUGCCGAGCCGUACGCAAGCGAGGUACCACUAAAAGACCCAGAUCAUAACUUUGGCGGGGUCACCUACGAAAUCUUUCGCCAGUGGAACCCGACGAAAGAGGAUGUCCCUAACAUGGAGGGCUUUAUCGAGCGCCAAUCGGAGAAGUACAAUGCUACACCGGGAGAUUCGGCAUUCGUGAUCAAGGCCUUGAACCAGAAGAAGACUGCCACUCUGGCGGAGCUGGCGAGCAAUUUUGCCUUCUUUGAUUCAUAUUUCGCCGAGCACCCUGGUCCCACUAACCCCAACCGCCAAUUUGCAACCUCCGGUUCAUCCUGUGGUUUUGUCGAUAACACUUAUCAGUCGGCUGGGCUCUGGACCAAUGUGACGGGCACUACCUGUGCGGUCUCAAUCUUCGAGUCCCUCAGCAAGAAAAAUAUCAGCUGGAAGAAUUACUAUGAGACUGACAUCAUCGAUGCAUUCAUGUAUAAAUGGGUGCAAGACAAUGCAAUGGACCGUCUUGUCCAUGCAACCGAGCUCUACCAUGACUUGGAAGCCGGAACACUGCCUUCAUUCUCGUACCUGAACCCGGAGUGCUGUACCGUUGACUCGAUGCAUCCAACCAGCAAUAUGGCAGCAGGAGAGCAGAUGGUCAAGCACUUGUACGACGCCCUGCGUCGCUCCAAGUACUGGGACAAUGCUGUCUUGAUCAUCAACUUUGAUGAGCAUGGUGGAUUCGCUGACCAUGUCCCCACUCCAGUCAACGUCCCUCAACCCGAAGACGGUAUCAUCUUCAAGGGCAAGUCAUCAAACCACAAUUUUACCUACGACUUUACACGUCUGGGAGUCCGUGUCCCUGCCUUCGUAAUCUCGCCCUGGGUACCCGCUAACCUCCUCAUCCACGAUCAAGGCACCAUGUACGCCGACAAUUCGGCCUAUACUCAUAGCUCAAUCCUGCAUUUCCUACAGGAGCUGUGGGGCCUCGAGGGCCUGAACAACAGGGUCCAAUGGGCCAAGACUUUCGAAAUGGCUUUUACUAAUAAGCGGCGAGAUGACACGCCCCAGACGUUGGUUAAACCGACCUGGUAUGGUGGUAGUGGGCAGCCAGAACCAGAACCGUUCUUCCUUUUGAACCAGGAUGAGAGCUACUAUGCACGUCGCCAGGCUCAGGCCAAAGCAGCUAAAGCAUAG